This is a messenger RNA of Rhinocladiella mackenziei CBS 650.93, 216 nucleotides long. RefSeq lists its product as uncharacterized. The transcript is spliced from 2 exons. The coding region runs from base 1 to 216 and encodes 71 amino acids. The record is from RefSeq and is a predicted model, not a curated record. NCBI's taxonomy places the organism in Eukaryota, Fungi, Ascomycota, Eurotiomycetes, Chaetothyriales, Herpotrichiellaceae.
AUGGCCGGCAGCGCCCUGAUUGUGUACGCCGACAGCCGCGAAGAAGUCGUCUCCAUCCUCGAGAACGACGCUUACGGCCAUGGUGGAGUGUGGGAUGUGGCGAACGCGGACAUCAAGCCUACAGUUCCGGACGGCGGUCAGGAUCCCGAUGCCAUAGAGCCAAGCGACGAGAUCGGAUCGCGCGCUGGGAUGAGACGAUGGAAGGGGAGGGAAUGA